ACCCUAAGUUCACUUUAAGAAAGAGAAAGAACAGCUAAAAGCUUUCUCAGUCUCAGUCACUUUAAGGAAGAGAUAGAACAGCCAAAAGCUUUCAGACAGCCUAUCCAAAUGUACUUUUUAUUUGAUAACUUUCAUUCUACUUAAACCUGUACAUUCAUGUUUUUGAUUGGGGAUUUAUUUUUGUACUGCGGUCAUCAAAUCCAUUUAGCCUUCAAUUUGGGAGUCCUUUACGGAACAUUGUUCUCAUUUCAAGUAUUGUGAGAGCCAAAUCUUUAUCGACACAUGAUGGAAGACGAACACAACGUCACGGUGGAUCCAGCCUGUUUGCAGGAACCACCGUUGGCUAUAGACGUGGUAACGGGGCUGGGGGUGUUUGGCACCGUCCUCUUCUCCAUGCUGACCCUCAUGUCAGUGAUGUCCCUGCUGCUCUAUCUGGAGCAGUGUGCGUACAUCUACAGGAAGCUGCCCUACCCCAAGAAGACCACGCUCAUGUGGGUCAAUGGAGCAGCGCCCGCAAUCGCCACCAUGUCCUGCUUUGGGAUGUGGAUGCCCAGAGCGGUGAUAUUCACGGAUAUGGUUUCCAACAGUUACUUUGCGGUGGUGGUGUACAAGGUGCUGGUGCUGCUCAUCGAGGAGUUCGGGGGCACCGAUGCGUUCCUCAAGCGUUACUCUGGAGAGACGUUCAAAAUCAGCGUGGGGCCGUGCUGCUGCUGCUGCCUGUGUCUCCCACGCGUCCCCCUCACACGGAGGCUGAUAUUCUGGAUGAAGGCGGGGACCCUCCAGUAUGCCAUCCUGAAGACAGCCAUGUCCAUCCUCUCUAUCAUACUGUGGACCAACGGGAACUUUGACCCGUCUGACAUGGAUGUUACCAGCCCUUCUAUUUGGAUCAAUCCCAUUGUGGGCGUCCUGACCAUCACGUCUCUCUGGCCCGUCGCCAUCAUGUUCAUGAACACCAACAACAAGCUGCGCAGCGUUAGGAUGGUCCAAAAGUACGCCCUUUACCAGCUGGUGCUGGUGUUGAGUCAGCUCCAGACCUCCAUCAUCAACAUCCUGGCUCUGAACGGGACCAUCGCCUGCUCCCCACCCUACUCCUCCCAGGCCCGCGGCGCGAUGCUGAGCCAGCAGAUGAUGAUCUGUGAGAUGUUCAUCAUCACUGUGGUCACCCGGUUCCUCUACCGCCGGACCUACGCCCCACUGCCCCUCGAUGGACAGGAGGACAACCAGCAGAACCAUCACGUCUGCCUGCAGGACACCAAACCUUACCAGGAGGCGGGAGACAUUUGAGGGAGAAGGAGACAUCACAGACAUACCUUACACUACCAUUUAACAUGGGCAUAUUCACCGUGCAGCCAUUUUGAUGACGAUGCGGAAUUUCGCAUUCAUUACCCCACCCAAAUAACGGUUAGAACCAAGAUGGCCACUAUGUUAAGGUAAUUCGAUUCCUGAAAUGAAAAACAGGGACGACAUUUGUAGUUUGGUGGUCAACAGAUCAAUAGAAUAUCAAAAAAGGCUACAUUUUGAAAGUUUAGCUUUUCCUAUGUCGUAAAUGUAGUACUGUAGUAAAUAUAAAUUGGGGAGUGCCCGCACAAUGGUUUAAUGUGCUGUUUUUUAAGCUUAGGUGAACCACCUAAAAACAAACAAGCUAGAACCUUUGCCAUUGAAAAAUCUUACAACAUGGACAUCUCUGGUGAAAGCCCAUGGAAGAGACAGGCUAGCAGAAACGGGAACUGUCCCUGGAGAAAAAGCACUCACCCGAUAGAUAGAUAGAUAGAUAUGGGCAAUUGUUUCUGUUUGUUCAGUAAAAUAACUGAUGGUUUUAUUUAAGGUUGACCAAUACCGAUGGUACUAGAAUACAGGCCUAUUUUUGUCAAAGUCCUUUGAAUGUAUUGUUUGGAAUGUCUCGAUUGGAGAUUUAUUUGAGAUCCUGUGUGUGUGUAGGUUUUGAUAUUAUGAUAU
Molecule: messenger RNA, 1956 nt
Organism: Gadus chalcogrammus (walleye pollock)
Lineage: Eukaryota; Metazoa; Chordata; Actinopteri; Gadiformes; Gadidae
Product: organic solute transporter subunit alpha-like
Exons: 8
Coding region: 283-1284 (333 amino acids)
Biological process (GO): transport
Molecular function (GO): transporter activity
Source: RefSeq, a predicted model, not a curated record